AUGCCCAUGCUCGGCGAAGAGAGCAAAAACCAUCGUGAAAGGAAAGAAACAUACAUCAAGUCUCUCGAGCAGCAAGUUCUCCAGCUUCUCAAUCAGCAAGCAACCGCGGCAGCAGAGAAGAGAGCCGUAGAAAGGGAGAACACGAUGCUCCAAGGACUACUUCACCGACAUGGCAUACCCAUCCCAAACGAAGCUGGUGGUUUUGGCCCAACUGCUAGUAUCUCGAUGCUCGAUGUGCCUGGUGGCCAACAAAGGCUGCAAGUGACGAUGCCUGAGACAACUUCAGAUUACUUUGCAACUUUCGAUACCUCACGCUCCUCACUUCCACGAGGCAACUCAAGCCCCCACCCUCCGGAUGCUGAGAUGCGGCAGCUUUCCAGUGGUGCCAGUGGCGUAUCUUCUAUUCCACCUCCAGCCUUUCAAACACGCCUACCAUCGGAAAGUGUUCAGAUCCAUCCUCCCACCACUCCUCAGAAGAGCCUGCCUCCCUUGCCGCCUUCUGCACCUCGGCAACCAAUCCCUCAUCCUUAUGGACUAGACGCUCCCCAGAUUGGAAUCGACUUUGUACUGGCUCUCGAGAAUCCAUGCUUGCAUCACACGUCGAAUGACCUUCAGUCGGCGGAGACUUAUGGUCAUAUCUUGACUACCCAUGCACCCUUGCUCACUCAUCGACCACGCGCUCCUCAGCCGACCUCAUCCUGGACAAUUCCUGCGGCAGAAAUUGAGCGAUUGUUGAACCUUAGCUCUCAACUCAACCUCGCUGGCGAAAUUACUCCUGUUCAGGCAUGGUCCAGGAUCAGAUCGUAUCCCGGAUUCGAAAAGUUGAACCUGGAUCAGCUGGAAACGCUGGAAAAGGCACUUCUGAAAGAGGUUCAAUGUUAUGGGUUUGGCGCAGUCAUAAAUGAAAACGCCUUUGACAACAUACUACAACAAUGCUUUUACGGACUGCAAUAA
Molecule: messenger RNA, 954 nt
Organism: Endocarpon pusillum Z07020
Lineage: Eukaryota; Fungi; Ascomycota; Eurotiomycetes; Verrucariales; Verrucariaceae
Exons: 3
Coding region: 1-954 (317 amino acids)
Cellular component (GO): RNA polymerase II transcription regulator complex
Molecular function (GO): transcription cis-regulatory region binding; DNA-binding transcription activator activity, RNA polymerase II-specific
Source: RefSeq, a predicted model, not a curated record